Molecule: messenger RNA, 3680 nt
Organism: Nomia melanderi (Alkali bee)
Lineage: Eukaryota; Metazoa; Arthropoda; Insecta; Hymenoptera; Halictidae
Gene: oaf
Product: BRICHOS-like domain-containing protein out at first
Source: RefSeq, a predicted model, not a curated record
UACGUUUUCACGCAGCGGAUAUAUAAUGUGCUCCGAUCGUGAUGAUUUGAAUGGAGUAGGCAAUUCUUACGCAUAGGUUAUAUCUGAAGUAUUUAUCUUUCAAUUCAAUGUCGAUUUUUCACAGUUAGUGUAAUCACACUCGAAACUGCAACAGACGCAGUUACAGUAUGCAACAAUGAAGAAACUCAACGAAUUAGUCACAAUUUACUUCUUACUACAAUAUUUGUACGGUGUUUGUACAACUCACUUGCUCAUAAACGUAAAAAAUCAGGGUGGUGAUAUUCUGUUAGAGACAAUUUCAUCAAAUGUGACUGAAGAUGUAAUUACUUUAGAAUUUCAGUGCUCGGAUGGCACUUUGGUGACACAGCUUAUUGAUUUUAAAAAUGAAGUACAAAUUAUAAAAGCCUUGGUUCUUGGUGAAGAAGAACGAGGUCAAAAUCAGUAUCAAGUUUUAUGUUUUGUAAAUCAUUUUUUCAAAGUGGAUUUUAUAUCUUCUGAUGCUAUGUCUAAAUUGCGACAAAAAAAUCCAGGGACUGUUCGUGUAGCGGAAGAGGAUAAGGGCCAUGUAAACUAUACCAUGGACUUAUUUUUGGAUGUUUCUGAAUCAAAAGAUAUUUCUAAACACAUUGCUACUCUUUGUGGAGAAGCAGCAGGAUCUGCUUAUACCAGAAAUGAAGACAUAAAACAAUGGAUUCAACGACCUGGAUCAUCAGAACUUUCACUUAUGGCAGCUGUAUACAAUGUUAGCACAAAUUCUUUAAUGCAGCAAGGUACAAAUGACUCGAAGCCAUUAUUUAUAACAAGAUGUGCAGACACAUCAAAUAUGUGGGCUCCUUGCACUUGUUCAUUAGAAUUAUGCAUUGGGUGGUAUCCAUGUGGUUUGAAAUUUUGUAAAGGAAAGAGCGAUGGUAAAAAAGCAGCUACUCCAUAUAAAUGUGGUAUCAAAACUUGUAAAAAAUGUUUUAUAUUCUCAUAUUAUUCCAAAAUGAAACAGAAUUGUUUGUGGGAUGAAUGACAUAUAAGAACAUUGUAGGCAUUAAGUUUUGUUUUAUAAAGAAUUAUAACAUUGUUUUAAAUAUGGAGAGGUUUGGGUAUCCUUUGGAAUGUAAAUUGACAUUUUUACACCAAAAAGAACUACAUAUAAUACAUUUUCAUUAAUAUCUUUUCUAAUUUCACUUUUAUUAUAUCGAAUUUAUUAAACAUUUAUCGUUCUUAUGUUUAUAAAAUUAAAGAGUUCUUUAAAAAUGUAUUUCUAUUUUCUAUGUACGUUUGUUGAAUUAGCUAAAUUAUGAAACCUUUAACUUAAUUAGAUAUAAAUGUAUAAAUUAUUUUAUAUAGUGUGCACUUUUCAUAAUGCUCAUUUUUAAAGGAACAUACAGAUUCACUUAUUACAGGAAUAUUUCUAAAACUGUUAUUUAAACUUUGAUAUAGCUAAAUAUCUUUCAUUAUUUAAUAAUAUAUUAUUUUCUCCAUCUUAUACUUUAAAGAAACUAAAUUAGGUUAGAUUGUAUAAUUUAAAAUCAACAUUUAAGAAGUUUUAGAUGCAUUCUCAUACUUAGAAAUUUGACUGAAUGGAUAGAUUUGUAACAGCAAUAUUUGCAACACACUAGAAUAAUAAUUUAUAUACUCUAUGAAAGGAGGGUGUAAGUAAUACAAACAAAUUUUGAAGAAAAGAUACUGCAUUUUAAAAGACUUAAAUAUCAUAUCUUAUAAUAUAUAAAUUCCAAUUUGACUCUUCAUUCUAUUACAUUCCCAACUUGUCAUUUAAUAUAUUUAUGGGGAAUAUAAUUAUUCUUAAGGUAGUUCACUAUGUGCACAAUGUGUAUUAAAAAUAGUAUACAUUACAUAUAUUCUUAUGAAUAGGCACAUAUGGUUGUUUAGUGAAAUAUAGGUAUCCACGUACUUUGUUAAAAAAUAAGAAUUUCAUACAAAUAACGUGCAAUCGUUUAAAAAUCUUUUCACGAGUUUGAAAACGAUUGCCUUCUAUUCUCGUUUACAGCUGUUGGUUAAAAAUGAGUUAACAGUGAGAACAGCACGAGUUACAAAUAAUCCAUUCAGGGUAUUAUAAAACCCUCUGUAUCUAAUUUACCCACGUCUGAUGCUACAAUGCAUUAUGCGUGUAUGUAAAGAAUUUUAUAUAUGACAUAUAAAGCUGCCACUGAUUCGUGUAAGUUUCAGUUCUAUAUGGUGCAGGAUAUUAAUUGUACUAUAGAGUUUGAACAUGAAAGUAUUUGAACUUUAGUAAUUGUAGAUAACGAUAUCAGAAUUAUAUUAACAAAGUUUGAAUACUAUACCACUUACAACAUAUUUUAUGCAAAUACAGAGAAAAGGCUACAAAAAUAUUUAAACAGUAAGUUAUUUUUUGUUUUCAGAUUGUUUGAGUAAUAAUGUGUACAAUUUCACUUUUCAGAAAUAUUUCUUUCCUUACAAAACAUAUAUUCAAUUUAUUCAAACUUUGCUAAUACAAUUCUAAUGAGUCUCACUGUAGAUUUAGAAUAUAUUACACUAUUGCAUUUAAUUUACAUAUCUUAUUAACUAAAAGUGUUAAAUUACGAACAUUCCAAUACUUUCAUGAUUCAAUGAUAAUUCAAAUACAGGAAGCACAUACCUAAAUUAGAUCUGUAUAUAAAAACUCCUGUUAAAAAUUAAGUUGUGUACAGUGUGUAUCAUAAAAAUUGCAAUAUCAUUCAUGUGAGUGAUACUAUCAAUUUGUGUAGAGCUUGUGUUUACUGUUUAUACAGAAAAAAUUGCUUUGUAUUUAAAAGAGAGGAAUGAGAAUACACAUCUCAUAGCAAAUCGCUAUAAACAAGACUGCAAUAUCUGUCCAAUUUAACAAUAAACUUAGAUUAUAUACAUACACACAAGACACAGUCUUCGCGCUUCCUUAUAAACGCAAAUCGUAUCUAAAGAAAUUUCGAAUGUAAAAGAAAUAAUUGCAUAUACUUACUCUUUUAAUCAAAUAUCUACAAAGUUUGUACCACUGAAAUGUAAAGGGCAGAUGAUAAUGCUACAAAGUCGAUGGUAGUUUUAGGUAUCGCUUAGAAGCUGUAUUUGUUAGGAGAACAUAAGCGACACGUCGUUCGUCACGAAUUUUGUUAAAUACAUAUGAAAAUAAGCCGUAGUGAUUAUUCGAUGGAGCAAUUUGUACGUGGACUGGAACGAAUUACAUUUGUAAACAGCAAUAUAAAUUUGUAUAUAUAUAUAUAUAAUCAAGUUAUAUACACGUAUAGUCACUGGGUGAAUUGUAGAUUAAUUGCAAAAUGUUAAGAUACUGUCAUUAGUACUUCGUUAAAUUAUGUGUUAUUAAUAUGCAUGUUUAAAUUGUAAGAGAAACAUACAUGAAUAAUGAGGGUAUAGUUACUAAUUUUAAGAUGGUCCAAUGCGAGGGAAAUAUUUCAAACAAUUGUUCCUGUUUAAAGGACUUACUCAUUCAUUGUUAAUCUUUUGUGAAACAAAAAAAUGAACGUACUGAUUUACCAUGGUAACAUUAAAAACCGGGUUGGGAGAAAUUUCGUUUUCGGGUAGUGAAUGUGAUUGUACAAUAAGGAAAAGAGUGGGGAUGCGUUGUAGCGUCUAAAUGUUUUCUAUCGACACACAGAAUAAGAAUUCGAUGUAACACACCGAGUAUGAUUUCAGCUUUACACAUAACAUUGUAAUUUAUACACAUAUUUUUUAUAUAU